This is a messenger RNA of Necator americanus (New World hookworm), 459 nucleotides long. RefSeq lists its product as uncharacterized. The record is from RefSeq and is a predicted model, not a curated record. Bases 1 to 459 code for a protein of 152 amino acids. Lineage: Eukaryota; Metazoa; Nematoda; Chromadorea; Rhabditida; Ancylostomatidae. The transcript has a single exon.
AUGGAUGAAUGCUUUAGAAUUCUAAAUGAACGAUCGCAGUACAUAAAACUCAUUCGAGAACAACCAAAAGAUGGUUGGUUGCCUUGUUUGAAUGCUCAAAUAAAACUAUGCAAUGGCAUUGCAAGUGUGAAAUGGUAUCGCAAAGAAAGCCCGAAAAAUAUACUGAUAAACGCAAAGUCAGCCCAUCUUAAUGGCAUGAAAAAGGCAAUUAUUCGAAAUAUGGUCAAGACAGCAACAGCAAUGUGCACAGGGGAUAGAGAACGGGAGGAAUCACUAAAACUAGCCACAAGCAUAGCUAGUUCAAGCGGUUACUCGAGAUCGAAAUCUAACACCCAAUCUCGAACUACGAACAAGACAGUGAGGAUCCCACAUGAAGGUAGAAUUCCUUUGUGCAUUCCCUUCGUCUCUGACUCCUUAACUGCUGCUAUACACCGGACUCUUUUGCGAGCGCACCUGUGA